UGUUGUUUGCCAAAAUGAUUGGCGAAGCAAGAGAAAACCCUAGACGAUUGCGAGCGAACCGAAGUUCUUGAAAGAACUCAUCUUCUCGAGCUGCUUCGCUGCACUGUCAGAAACGAAAUCCUUUGAAUUUAGGGCCGAGAAAAGAGAGAAGGAUUAGUCGAUGGCGGACGUGAAGAAUGUAGCAGAAGGACCAGAGCUCCAACAGGCAAUGCCUACGAAGAGGAAAGCCGAUCUCACCGCCGUAGGCAGCGAGAGACAAGAAAAUGACGAUUCAGUGAAGAAGCACAGAUUAGAAACUUCUGCUCGUGAAAAUUCUUCUUCCGUUGCCGAUGAGUCGAAACGCGGUGAUGAAGACAACGAUGGUAAGCACGAAAACGACGAGUUGGUGAAGGAGAGAGUAGUGGAGUCUUCUGGUGGUCCAAACUCUUCCUCACUUGCGGAAGAGUCGAAACUCGAUGGUGAAGAUGAUGGAGAAGACGAUGAAGAUGAUGAAGCGGACUACGAAGGCGAGGACGACGACGACGACGAAGACAGCGACGAGCAUUCGAAUGGGAAACCGGAAGUUGACCGUAAGGGCAAGGGGAUUUUGAAGGAAAAAGACAAGGGCAAAGGGAAGUUAAUCGAAGAGUCAGACGAUUCGAGUGACGGUGGGAGUGAAUCAUCUGGCGAUAGCAGUGAUCUCUCCGAUGAUCCCCUGGCAGAGGUCGAUUUGGAUAAUAUCCUUCCCUCCAGGACUAGGCGCCGCGUACAUCGCCCUGGUAUUAAUAUUUCGAAUCAUCCUCCCAACAACGUUGACGACGAUGGCAGUGAUGCUUAAUUGAAAGAGGUUAGAAUGAGAAUUCCGCGGAAAAAAAAUGUAACUUCAUUCAGUUUUAUUAGCGAUAGUUUAAUGUGACUGCUAAUUUAUUUGCUUUUGCGGCCAUGCUGUAGCUUGCUUUUUUUUGGUUCUUUUUAUCCAAAUACAUGUUGUAGUACGCUUUAGGGAUGGCAUUCGUUGUCUUCGGGAUUCAUGUUUCCUAUCACUUCCUGUUUCGCCAAAUUUCUGCCUUUGAAUAUGUAUUUAUAUCUACAUAUAGUUGGUUCUCAAUUACUUUGAUGCUAACUUAUUAGUUUUGGUUUAA
Molecule: messenger RNA, 1121 nt
Organism: Diospyros lotus (date-plum)
Lineage: Eukaryota; Viridiplantae; Streptophyta; Magnoliopsida; Ericales; Ebenaceae
Exons: 1
Coding region: 161-817 (218 amino acids)
Source: RefSeq, a predicted model, not a curated record